Messenger RNA from Solanum verrucosum, 816 nucleotides. RefSeq names its product sm-like protein LSM7. The record is from RefSeq and is a predicted model, not a curated record. The coding region runs from base 214 to 513 and encodes 99 amino acids. Lineage: Eukaryota; Viridiplantae; Streptophyta; Magnoliopsida; Solanales; Solanaceae. Gene Ontology annotation, biological process: mRNA splicing, via spliceosome; nuclear-transcribed mRNA catabolic process. Gene Ontology annotation, molecular function: RNA binding. Gene Ontology annotation, cellular component: Lsm1-7-Pat1 complex; U6 snRNP; catalytic step 2 spliceosome. The transcript is spliced from 6 exons.
AAUAUAAAAUGCCUAACCCAAUCAGUUUUACUGAUCCCAGUAGAAAUUAGGGUUUCUUCUCUCCGUCGCCGUUGAUACGGUUGUUGCCGGUGGUCCUCCGACAGUUCAGUUAUUCCCGUCGGAAUUCUCGUCCUAUCUAGGAUAUAUCCACCUUGCUGUAGCAAUUUUUCUCCAUUAGUUGGAUAAAGAAAGCUCUUUAGACAAACAGAAGAAAUGUCUGGCCGAAAAGAAACAGUUUUAGAUUUGGCAAAAUUUGUUGACAAGGGUGUGCAAGUCAAGCUUACUGGUGGAAGACAAGUGGUAGGAACACUUAAAGGCUAUGACCAACUGCUUAAUCUUGUCUUGGAUGAAGCCGUGGAGCACCUUAGAGAUGCCGAUGAUCCCCUGAAGACCACCGAUCAGAAACGAAGUCUUGGCUUAAUAGUCUGCAGGGGUACUGCAGUAAUGCUCGUGGCUCCAACUGAUGGUACAGACGAGAUAUCCAAUCCUUUUGUCCAGCCAGACGGGGCAUAGGGGAAUCAACCUUGUUAUUUCAAAUUUAGCUCAACUGUAAUGCUGUAAACAGUCUGCACCUUCGCCUUUUAUUUGCAAAAUGUUUACUGUUUCUAUUAGAGAAAAUGCUUCUUCUAGCGGAAAUUGGAGAUAAGUACUAUAUGGUAGCAAAGCUGCAACUGCUGCUGCUCCAUUUUGUGUCGUCAAUACAUUUUCUUGUUGAUGUAAAGUCAUAUUAGUUCCCAUUUCACCUGUGACAAUGUCAGAUCUGUAUCAAACGUCGACUUCUGGCUUCACUAUUUCUCGAUUUGUGUCUGUCAUUCU